AUGUAUGUAUUUGGGAUUGACAAACAGGAGUUUGGACUUAAGCCGAUGAAUUGCCCUGGCCACUGUGUCAUCUUUGAUCAUAGAUUUCGUUCUUAUAGGGAGUUACCUCUCCGGCUGGAGGAUUUUGGUGUCCUGCAUAGAAAUGAACUUAGUGGGGCACUGUCUGAAUUAACAAGCUUUUGGAGUUUCGAGCAGGAUGAUGCUCAUAUCUUCUGUAGGGAAUCCCAGAUAAAAGCUGAAGCCAAGAAUGUUUUGGAAUUUGUAGAGACGUGGGACAAAGCUGAAGGUGCUCCGGCUGAAAGGAAGUUCCAGUGUGCAACAUUACAGCUCGAGUUUCAGAUGCCAACCCGAUUCAAGCUGUCUUAUUCGGCGGAAGAUGAAGUUAAGAGGGAAAGACCUGUCACGACUCACAGGGCUGCCCUUGGAUCUGUCGAGCAACUGCUCGCUAUUCUUUUGGAACACUGCAAAGGAAAAUGGCUUUUCUGGCAAAGUCCAAGACAAGCAAUUAUUCAAAAAUCUGGAUACUAUGUCGACGUUAAAAAGAUUGGCAAAAAAAUUCGAGAAGCUCAGUUGGCACAGUACAACUAUGUGUUGGUGCUUGGUGAGUGGGAACUCGGAACAGUGAGCCGAAGAGAUAGAGAUGACUCUGGUACGGCCAAACCUAGAGUUAUGAGCGUCGAAGAGCUCCUGAAGUUCUUCAACGAAGAAGCUGUAGCUUUUCAUUGA
Molecule: messenger RNA, 726 nt
Organism: Papaver somniferum (opium poppy)
Lineage: Eukaryota; Viridiplantae; Streptophyta; Magnoliopsida; Ranunculales; Papaveraceae
Product: threonine--tRNA ligase, mitochondrial 1-like
Exons: 3
Coding region: 1-726 (241 amino acids)
Biological process (GO): threonyl-tRNA aminoacylation
Cellular component (GO): mitochondrion; cytoplasm; chloroplast
Molecular function (GO): threonine-tRNA ligase activity; ATP binding
Source: RefSeq, a predicted model, not a curated record